Wasmannia auropunctata (little fire ant) is the source of this 1567-nucleotide messenger RNA. Its product is annotated as tyrosine--tRNA ligase, cytoplasmic. Gene Ontology annotation, molecular function: tyrosine-tRNA ligase activity; tRNA binding; ATP binding. Lineage: Eukaryota; Metazoa; Arthropoda; Insecta; Hymenoptera; Formicidae. The coding region runs from base 248 to 1567 and encodes 439 amino acids. The record is from RefSeq and is a predicted model, not a curated record. The transcript has 6 exons. Gene Ontology annotation, biological process: tyrosyl-tRNA aminoacylation.
CUAAAGGUUGGAUGUUGGAACGCACCCCAGCGUGUUUCACUAGACUUUUCAGUGCGCACGCCGCACGGAAGGCGGUGCGCGCUGUUUUACUGGAAGGCUGUUUUGUAUCGGCUUGCCGGAAAGUGUUAACGAGAAGGUUAAUUUUCUUACCAUAUUGAUAGGUUAAACGCUCUAAAAUAAAUAGAAACUGACUUCUACAAACAUGUAAUUAAAGAACAGUUUACUGCGCAUAGAAAGGAGAGCAACAAUGGCUUUGACAUGGAUGGAUAAAUACAAGCUCAUUACUAGAAAUCUAGCAGAAUGGUUGGGAGAUGAAAAACUUAAAAGUAUUCUAAAGGAACGUGAUCUGAAGCUGUAUUGGGGUACAGCUACAACAGGAAAGCCCCAUAUAGGCUAUUUUGCCCCUAUGUCCAAGAUAGCUGAUUUCUUACGAGCUAAAUCCGAGGUGACGAUCCUCUUUGCAGAUCUCCAUGCAUAUUUAGAUAAUAUGAAAGCCCCUUGGGAGCUUCUAGAGCUUCGUACUCAAUAUUACGAAGCUGUAAUCAAAGCCAUGUUAAAGUCUAUUGAUGUACCAUUGGACAAAUUAAAAUUUAUUAAAGGCACAGACUAUCAAUUGUCCAAGGAAUACACAUUAGACGUAUAUCGUCUAAGCUCGUUGGUGACAGAGCAUGAUGCGAAGAAAGCAGGUGCCGAAGUUGUUAAGCAAGUCUCUAAUUCACUGUUAUCAGGUCUUCUCUAUCCAGGUCUGCAAGCUCUUGAUGAACAUCACUUAAAGGUUGACGCACAAUUUGGUGGCGUCGAUCAAAGAAAAAUCUUCACCUUUUCAGAGAAAUAUCUACCAAUGCUAGGUUAUGAAAAACAUAUUCAUCUGAUGAAUCCGAUGAUUCCUGGCUUGGCUGGUGCUAAAAUGUCUUCAUCUGAGGAAGAUUCCAAGAUUGAUUUAUUGGACAAUCCUGUGGCAGUAAAGAAGAAGCUGAAGAAAGCGUUUUGUGAGCCAGGAAAUAUUGUAGAUAAUGGAAUUUUAGCGUUUUCCAAACAUGUUAUAUUUUCAUUAUUCAAAGAUGACGAAACUUUUAACGUAUCGAGAGCUGCAGAAUUUGGCGGUGAUGUAUCUUUUUCCAAGUAUGAAGAUUUAGAAGCUGCCUUUGCGAACCAAGAAAUACAUCCUGGUGAUUUGAAAAAUGCCGUAGAAAUAUACAUCAACAGACUUCUUGAUCCAAUAAGAAAAGAAUUUGAAGCAAACUCAAAACUGAAAUCGCUCGCGAGCAAAGCAUAUCCUCCUCCUCAGAAACAAAAAACUGUGGAGGCAGAAAUUACUCCCACAAGACUAGAUAUCCGAGUGGGUAAAAUAGUUGAAGUGAAGAGACAUCCCGAUGCAGAUUCGCUAUACGUCGAAAAAAUAGAUUUAGGUGAAUCAAAUGGUCCACGCACUAUAGUCAGCGGUUUAGUUAAUUUUGUACCUUUGAAUGAAAUGGAAAAUAGGAUGGUAGUAGUUCUUGCCAAUCUGAAACCAGCAAAUCUCAGGGGAAUUUCAUCGCAUGGAAUGGUUCUCUGUGCCUCAGUGUGA